Anthonomus grandis grandis is the source of this 6662-nucleotide messenger RNA. RefSeq names its product zinc finger protein castor homolog 1-like. The record is from RefSeq and is a predicted model, not a curated record. The transcript has 15 exons. Gene Ontology annotation, biological process: positive regulation of transcription by RNA polymerase II; regulation of neuron differentiation. NCBI's taxonomy places the organism in Eukaryota, Metazoa, Arthropoda, Insecta, Coleoptera, Curculionidae. Bases 365 to 5275 code for a protein of 1636 amino acids. Gene Ontology annotation, molecular function: DNA-binding transcription factor activity, RNA polymerase II-specific; RNA polymerase II transcription regulatory region sequence-specific DNA binding. Gene Ontology annotation, cellular component: nucleus.
AAAUAAACGUGAGUCGGACGUCGCCUGUUCGACUGUACGUGUCGGUGGUCUGUCCUAAAUGAAGUAGUAAGGUGCUACGAGGUUGGCAAUUUGUUUGUUUUGUUUUUUACCACCCUUAUUUUUGGACACCGAUUUUACAUUAAUUUUAUAGACCACUGGAACCUUUGUGACAUUAUUUGUGCAUUUUUAUUAUUCUUUGGACAACCCCUGUGUUGCGUAUUAAUUAGUGUGGACGUUCGUUUGAAGUUAUUUGCCUUAAUUGAACUUUGCUUAUUGCUUUGGAUUAGUUGGAGUGAAGAUAUUUUAAAAGAAAAAAUAGUUGGAUGGUGAAGACCGAGUUCUAAAAAGGAAUGCUGCAGAAUUUAUGUUGGCGACAAUGGCUACUGUCACUUCGGGAAUCUUAUCUCCAAACUCUUACGUUCUAAAUACAGAUGCAGUAGCCUUAAAGUUGUCACAUCCCGAGCCGAUGGAAACUUUUCACAACAGACACUCCUUCACUCACACCGCCACCUACUCAGAAUCUCAUAAUUCCAGUGACUCAGAACAAGAAGUGCCAUACAAUUCCCAAUCGCCAAACCUACCACUUAACAUUUCCGAACCAAAGAGAAACAAAAGGAAAAAUUUCAAGCCUCGCUACUCCCAAAACCUACCUUCAGAAGACGAGGGUGCACUUAAUUUAAGUGAAUAUAACGAAAAUAAUAAUGUUAAUAACAAUGUUAGAAGAAGAAAACCUCUUGCUGGGAUUAGAAAGGUUAUUCAAGAUUCCAGUUUUACUCCAAUGGAUUUAAGCGGGUCUAAACCAGAUUCGGAAGCUUCUGAGAGGUUGAGUCAUGACUCAGAGCUUUUGAGUCACGAUUCUGAAAAUAAAAAUGACUCGGAUAAUUCUGAUUCGGAUGAUUUUAAUACCGAAAACUAUCGAACGCAAUCGGAUAAUGAGGAGACCAAAGACGAUUCUGAGGAUAACGAAUCCAGUAAAAUACCCAGUAGUUUUUCUAUACAUAAUUUAAGCAAGCCGCAUGUGUCUAAGACGACUACGAGCAUGGGUCAAAAUUUAAGUCCGGAUCAAAUAUCUGAAAUGAGGAAUUAUGCUAUGAAUACUAUGAGAGAGCUUUUGGGAAUUUAUGGGUUAACUUCUGAGGUUGCGGAAAGUAUAUCGAGGCAGUUACCUUUAGCUGCAUUUACCACAGGGAAAAUUUUUGAAAAUCUCAGCCUCACUGCCGCUACAAAACCGUCUCUUAGUGAACCGCCAACCCCACCUUCAACCCCUUUAUCUCCAAAACAGGGUGGAGAAUCGACCAGAAGCGCUCAUUUUAAUCAAGCAACUUCUUCUAGUCAUUUCUCUGCAAUGGGUUUUCCUAUGCCACUAAGCCAUUCUGGGAUGACCAAUCAAGAAUCGAAGACUGGUCAGAGUUUCCCAUUAAAUUUGAAUAUGAAAAAGGAAUUUGGAGGGUUUGUCAAUGGCAGUUCGGAGGACUUUGAAGAUGGGAUGAGAAAUAAAGGAGAGAUGGAGCGGGAUGAUAGUAGAAAUACGGGUAUAUUUUCUGGCAACCUUGCAUUUACUCAUUUAAGUAAGACUGACAGUACGUCUCCGCCACCUAUGGAAUCUCCUUUAAGCGCAAUGAUGCACCAGUCCAUGUCAACAUCUCUUCAGCCAAGAGACUCGCUCUCCACCUCCAGUCUUCUCCUAAACAAAACCUCUACUGUAGAUUACUCGAAAUACGUAAAAAAAUUCUCAUCAAGUGUAGACUGUGGCAGCACUUAUUGCAAAGACCUCAACUACCGCGAACAUUUCCAUUGUCUAGACUGUAACUCUCGCGUUUUUAUAAAAAAAGAAGAAAUGAUUCGCCAUUUUAAGUGGCAUAAGAAAAGAGACGAGUCCCUACAACACGGCUUCAUGAGGUAUAGCCCUUUGGACGACUGUGGUGACAGAUUCGCAAAUUGCACUCACAACAAGAAACAGACUCACUAUCACUGUAUACAAGAGAACUGUGAUAAGGUUUAUAUUUCGACUAGUGAUGUGCAGAUGCAUAGCAAUUAUCAUAGGAAAGAUUCAGCGAUUAUGCAGGAAGGGUUUCAAAGGUAUCGUGCUACUGAGGAAUGCGGAGCCUCUUAUUGUGCAUUUUUCGGACAAAGAACCACACAUUUCCAUUGUAGGAGGAGUGGAUGCAGGUUUACUUUCAAGAAUAAGUCUGAUAUGGAAAAGCACAAGUCCUACCACAUCAAAGACGAGCAACUAUCUAGAGACGGAUUCAAAAAAUUCAUGAAAAACGAAGUUUGUCCAUUCGAAAACUGUCGUUUCUCGAAAGUAUGCAACCACAUCCACUGCAUUCGACCGCAAUGUUCCUACGUGUUACACAGCUCCGGUCAACUAUUCUCCCACAAAAGGAAACAUGAGCGUAAAGACAGCGAAUUGGCUUAUAGAAAAUAUAAACUUGCUCAAAGUAUGAUGAAAACUUUGGCAGAAGGCGGAAUACCCCCUACAUCAGUACCAGUGAACCCUUUUAACUCCCUAGGAAGAGAUUACGAAGCUCAAAUUGACUUAGCUAACUUUUACAAUCAACAAAACUCCCUGUCAAAUAUGUCUAAUGUAUCAAAUACUGAAAGUCUCAGUGACAGGAACUCCCCUUUGAGUUAUAACGAUGAAUCAGAAGGGGCUUUAGCAAUGGAUCUUAGUGCUAGUGAAGCCUCAAAUCUGCCUCCUCAAGAAGACACUUUGAAUUCUGAGGAUUUUUGGAGAAAGUACUGUCAGUUUGUACCUGAAUCUCAACAAUGUAACUUUACGAACUGCGAGUACGCUUACCAAGAACACUUUCACUGUGUGCAAGAUAAUUGUGAAGUGAUACUAACAAGCAAAGAGGGCGCCAAAGAGCACUCGAGAAACCACGAACAGCAAGAGAUUAUUACCGAUAACUUCUUUUCUAUAUCAGAAGUGAACGAACCAUGUGAAGAUCAGUCUUGCAUGUACCAAAGCAAAGAGAAGCAUUAUCAUUGCAACCUUGACAGUUGUCGGGAAGUUAUACUAUCAUCUGACAAACCUUUUAGAAGACUUGAGCAUUACAAGAUGCAUCAAUACAGUCAAAAAUUAAGCCUCACAAAGGAUCCUUUGACAGCAACUCAUUUGGCAACCAGCAUUGAUGGGAUGUUUUGCAGAAAGAGGGGCAGACCACCAAAGAAUCGUGUGAUUGAGGUCUGGAAUGACUACAAUCAUGCUGGGGGUAACCAGAACAUGAUGGAUAGUCCACAAGCUAUUUUUACGAGUUUUAAGUUGCCUAAACCUUCUGCUACUUUAUCUGGAAGUAAGGAUUUGGAGAUGCAGGAUGAGGAUGAUGAACGAGUGUCUCGUUUUACUCCAAAAAGCCCCUCAUUUUCGGCUCCAGCUGUGGCUCUAUCCCAUAUGGCAGAUUACGCAAAUAUAAUGCAAACCUUUGACACGUACGGUGAAAACACCAAAUGUCCGGAUACACUCUGUCCUUAUUUAGGAGCCUCUCAUUUCCACUGCAACAAGAAGAGAUGCUUAUACUCUACUGACCAAAUGUCAGAACUUAUUAACCAUGCCAAAGAUUUUCAUGAAAAUGUGGAAAUUUUGGAAGGAUUCGAGUUUUACGACCGAAUGGUCGAUUGUAGACUGCAAGGAUGUGCAUCUAAUAAAAUAAACAGGCAUUUUCACUGCACUCGUCCAAACUGCAACUACUCAUUUGUCCAGUAUUCACAAAUGGCCAUGCAUAACCACAAGCAUGACUCAACUAGUAUUUCUCCAAAUUUUCCUAGCAUUAGAGUAAAAAGUGAGGAAUUACUCGUUGAGAAACACGAUGAGACAAAAUCUGGCCUUAACUUAAGUGUUGUCAAUCUAAGCCAGGGAUUAAGUGACAACAAUAAAAUAUCAGUGGUGAGGGCUUCUGGAACCUUUUACCCUAUUUCUACAUUAGCACCAGUUUCGGUGGACCAGCGCAGUUCACCGACAAAUCAUGAUAUUUUGGCAGACCAUCAACAAUUGCCUGCAACUUUUGACCCACAAACCGCCCCAUCUACAACGCUCUAUGGCCCAGAAGUGUCAUGCAGUAGACCCUUUUGCAAACUAAAGAGAAAACCCCACUACCAUUGCAACGCGUGCAACCAAGCAUUUUCAGAGCUUGACAAACUAUUGCCUCAUGUUGCACGACAUAAUAAUAGUGCUAUGCAGUUUAGCAAUCGGUCCCCUGAAGACAACAACUUAGAAAGAAAUAGUGAAAGUAACAAUAAUGGGAUGAAUGGGGAUGACAAGAUUUCCGCGGAAAAUUUGAGCAGCGCUGAAGGAAAAAUUAGCAUCGCCAGCUUGUCAAGUCUUCAAAAUAAUAAGUUGAGUCCUCAAGAGAAGCACCAACAAUCGGCCACCACACCUAAAGAACCAUCUACUCCUGAGGCCACUCCAUACUUCUCCACCCCAACCUUCGACGCUUAUAAUCACUUCAGUCAAUUUCCACCGAAUUUUGCCACUCAGAUAGCACUGAUGCAGCAGCAAAAUGCGUUUUCGCUACCUCAAAGCCUUUAUCAGCAAGGCUUGUCCCCGCAAAUGAUGUUUCAACAUGCGCAGCUGAUGCAGAGUCCACUUUUGAGUCAUCAGGCUCAUCCAUUUCCGACUGAAAAUUUAACAUCACCGUUAGCGGCUAUGGCGGCGAACCUAAACAAACGCUCCUUGAGUCCUCACGAAAUGAGUCCGGAGGCCAAAAAAGCCCGCAUUCAGAACUCAAUGAGAAUUUUAAAAGAUGAACCCGUCCCUGCUGGUUAUUUGAGGUUUAGAUUCAAUGAGGACUGCAAAUACCAGCAUUGUGGCUAUAGAGAGCACCAGACCCAUUUCCACUGCCAAAGACAGGACUGUGGUUACUCGUUCUGUGACAAGACUAGGUUUGUCCAACACACGGCACGUCACGAACGCUUAGAUACUUUAAUGGGUGGCGAUUUCCAGCAGUACCGAGCCAAUGUUGCUUGUGGAAGACCCGAUUGUGCUUACACAGCUAACUUAGGUUCCACCCAAAACAAAGCCUCCCACUUCCAUUGUCUUAAGUGUGAGUUUGUAUGCACCGAUACUAACAAAGUAGUUGCGCACAGGCGGCAACAUCAAAAGCUGGACAGCAUUCAAGCUGCGGGUUUUGAAAAAUUCACCCCAAGCCAAAUUUGCCGAGUGCAAAAUUGUCAGCAUAGUGGCAAACAGACCCACUACCACUGUUUGAGUUGUCAAUACGCUGUCUUGGGAUUGGCGCAGAUGAGUGCGCACAAAUACCGACAUAUGGAAGGAUGAAGCGCAGCUUAGUGUGGAAUUUAAUUAAUUGCGCAGGUUGGGCCCGGUUAAGGUGCUGUCAGGAGGUCGCCCAGAUGAAAUGUAGGGUUACAGUGAGACUGUAACCUUACUAGGAACUUUAAAUAUAUCAGUAUUGCUCAAAAUUUUAUGUAAGCAAUAAAACUGUAUAGACACAGAAACAGAUAAAUGUACAAAAAUUCUAUUUAGAAUAUAUUGUAGUUUAAUCCUGCGUCAAUUGUACCAUAUACAUAUUAGUUGUAUAUAAUAGAAAGUAGAUUAGAUAUGUAUAUUAUCUCGAAAUCGAAAUAAUGUUCUUUGCGACACAAUCCAGGUUUAAUGAAAAAAGUAAAUAUUUUUUUUUAAUGUAAGGAAAUGAUAGACUAAUCAAGUUCUUAAAAUUUCCUCAAGAAAAUUUUUUUUCUCAGAAAAUGUUCAAUACAAGAUUCAUCCCAAUCUAGACAUUGCUAACUAAAUCUCGAUAAUGACUCGGCAGCAACUGUAAGACAUUAAACUGUUUGAUUGAUAUAACACCAGUUUUGUGAUAAGCUUUAAGAUUGUUUAGUAUUUAAAAAAAAAAACAUUUUAAAAUAUUUAAAAGUAUAUUUAUAGAGAUUUAUAACUUUAAAAUGUUUAUUUUGCAGGUUGUAGUAUAGGGUGUAAAAAUGACACUACCUAAUAUUAGUUUAGAUUUACAAACUAUAUUUUUUAAGUUAUUUAGAUAUUUUUAGAUGUAGAAAAGAACAAUAGAGGCCUUUCAAUAGAUAGAUUUUGUGCCUUAGGAGAAAAGACAUAUAAAUUUCGUGCCUUUUUUGGUACCAUUUUAUAGAAAUUUUAGACAGUUUAAAAUCAAUAGAGUAGCCCUAUAUAUACAAUCAUAUGUCAUUCCACUUGAUAUACCAUAAGUGCCAUAUACAACAGUGUUUUUCCAUAAAAGUAGUUGUAGUACUCUAUAUUUAAAUAUGUGUCAUAACUAUUUUAUUUCAUUUGCUUUCCUGUAUUAUUUUUAACAAGCUUAUUUUGUGAAUUGUUUGCCAUAUUUUGUAAACCAGAACUCGUUUAGAGCUUUUCUUUCUUUUUUUUAGUUUGUUCAUAGCUAGUCUUGUUUUCUUCCUUUAUUCUGUUUUUGUUUCUUAUGUAUAUAUAUAAUUUUUUUUUUGCAUGACAAGAUUUAAUCUUGUAGUUUUUCAUAAUCAACAAAGUUGAUAUAAAUAUUUAUUAAACUAUAAGUUUUUUUAAAACUUUUAACAAUCAAGGUAUUGUUUAAAAUUGUUUUUUUUUCUUUGGAAAAAACACUAUUUAUAGGAAUUAUUCUGCAUCUAAUGUAUAUUAUUAUUUUAGUUUUAUUCUUUCGUUUAAGAUGAAAUCCUUGGGAUGAAGGAUCAGAGUG